Messenger RNA from Cydia fagiglandana, 5336 nucleotides. RefSeq names its product muskelin (gene muskelin). The record is from RefSeq and is a predicted model, not a curated record. Lineage: Eukaryota; Metazoa; Arthropoda; Insecta; Lepidoptera; Tortricidae. Gene Ontology annotation, cellular component: cytoplasm. Gene Ontology annotation, molecular function: protein binding. The transcript has 15 exons. The coding region runs from base 74 to 2533 and encodes 819 amino acids.
AAAUGUCAGGUGAUAAUAACAAGACUAUAUUUUAGCACACUUUAUUAAUAAGUUACUCAGAAAUUGCUUAAAAAUGGACGAUAAAUAUGAAACGGUGAAGCUAUGUUACACAAUACACAAAUACUCGAGCCAUUCGGCCAAUUAUAUACCAGAAAAUAUAAUGGUGAACAACCCAUCGGAUCAACUCUCGAGAUGGUUUACAGACAGCAACACGCCCUCACAGUAUAUAAUGUUGAAAAUAAAAGGGCCUGCUAUAGUGGAGACUAUCAAAUUCGGGAAAUACAUUAAAGCUCACGUCAGUGACCUGAAGAAAUUCCAAAUAUUAGGAGGCACAGAUGAACACAACUUGUCAGUGUUAUUAUCAGCAGGGCUCAAAAAAGACAGUGCCCCAGAGGUAUUCAGGCUCCGGCACAGAACCACAGAAGGCCUGUACUUGCCGGUGCAGUACCUGAAGAUAGUGCCGCUGCAGUCUUGGGGCCCGGCAUACAACUACACCAUCUGGUAUGUGGAGCUCCAGGGAAAGACGCAUGAAGAUCUGAUGGCCAGUGUGCUGGAUACUAUUAAUUUGCGCAAAGAGGAAGAAGCGGUUCGAAUGCUCCUAAAACACUUACGCCGGCGCCGCUACAAGGACGCCUUCGAAGCCCUAGCGCGCGAGAGCGGCGUGCGGCUCGAGGGCGAGCUGCAGGCGCGGCUGUGGCACGCGUUAGUUGAGAACGGGGACUACAAGCUGGCAGAGGAUAUCCUGGACGAGGCGGUCACUGAAGGCGAAUUCGACUGGUACAUGUCGUGGCAGCCGUACACGCCGGUGUGGCGCGAGAUGUCGGGAUGCUCCGUGCAGGUGGAAGACCGGUUAUGCUGCGACACGCCGCCCCCACAGCGCUCCAACGAGCUGUCGUGCGCCGACCGCGAGCCACGACCGCUCGAUGCGGAGGUGCCCGUCAACGGCGAAUCAUCAGAAUGCGAUACCACCUGCUGUACCAAACCCGGUCCUCGCGGUGGUCACCAACUAGUAGUGGACUCCACUACUGGCACACUGUACCUCUUCGGUGGCUGGAACGGGACGGAAGACCUCGACGACUUGUGGUCAUAUGACACGGAGACGGAGCGCUGGGCGCUCCUCUGCCGGCACAGCGGCCUCGAGAACGGGCCCUCGCCGCGCUCGUGCCACAAAAUGGUGUUCGACCCCGUGCACAGAAGGUUAUACACGCUGGGGAGGUAUCUGGACAACGCGCAGCGAGUGCCCAGCAAUAUGAAUAGCGACCUAUACAUGUACGACGUGCCCACCAGCCAGUGGUCGCUAGUGAUGGCCGACACAGCAGCGGCGGGCGGGCCUCGCCUCGUGUUCGACCACCAGAUGUGCAUCGACAGCGACACGCGCACCGUCUACGUAUUCGGCGGCCGGGUGCUGCCACACAACACAGAGGAAGCCGCAACACCGCAGUACUCCGGCCUGUACGCGUACUACCUAAACACCAACACCUGGCAGCUGUUACUCGCUGACAGGCACUCGCUGCCCGCACCGCAGCCGCGCGUGUCGCACUCCAUGCUGUUCCACCCGGUCCAACGUAAGCUGUACAUGUUCGCCGGGCAGCGCAACAAGGAGCACCUGCUGGACCUGUGGUGGUGGGACGUGGGCUCCGGGCGCUGCGGCGCGCUGUGCAGCGGCGCGGCCGCGUGCCCGCCGCCCGCCGCCGGCUUCACGCAGCGCGCCACGCUCGACCCCGACACCGACGAGCUCUUCGUGCUCUCGGGCAUGAGCAAAGAGAAAGACAAGCGCGUGUACAACACAUUAUGGGUGUUCUCACUACGGCGCCUGACCUGGACGUGCGUGUACCGGAACGACAGUAUAGCACCGCACGAGCCCCGACCGCGCUUCGCCCACCAGCUGGUCUACGACCCCGUGCGGAAGAUACACUACCUAUUCGGCGGCAACCCCGGCAACCAGAACAGCCUCCGCCUCCGCCUCGACGACCUCUGGGCCCUCCAUUUAAAACGAGCCUCCAUUGAGAAAGUCUCCAGGGAAGCCAAACUCGCUCUGAGAGAAGCUUGCUUCAGAGAGCUGGCAGCAACGCCUGGGAGGGACACCAUGGCGUUAAAGUAUCUGAGGAAGGAGCUACAUGAUGUACUGGAUCAUAAUAAUCCUGAGGAGGUGGAGCGUUUCCACGCGCUGGCGACGGUGCUGUUCUCGGGCGGCGGCGUGGGGCGCGGCGCGGUGGCGCUGACGCCGCGCCGCGCGCGCACGCUGGCGCGCCGCCGCGCCACACACGCCGCGCCGCCCGACCUCGCGCACAAGCUGCACCAGGUGCUAGGUGCCGACGACACGAUCCCGGAGCCCCCGACCCCGUACGAGGACGUGUCGCUGGAGGCGCCCGACACGUGGGACGUCGGCGAGGACGACGCCGACAGCGGCGCCGGCGACGCCGACUGGGCCGCGCGACACGCCCGAGUACUGCUCUACGACAACCUUUGCAGAUACUUCCGGCCCAGCAAAGUGCCGCCACAGCAGGACAUAGCCGACCUGGUCGCACUGUGAGGCGACACGUGAAAUGCCGAUGAUGAUGAUGAUAGAGUCAGACCGUGAAAACUCUGCAGCGAUUUUGAUAGCCCACGCAGUGCAAGUGUCAUUUUAAACGUCAAAGUUUUAUAUGACGUAUAAAUAACACUUACACUGCGUGUGCUAUCAAAUCCGCUGCAGACUUUUCUUGGUGCGACUUUAGACGCUGGCAUAAGGGUGCUGUUCACAAUGUCACAUGUCUAAAUUUUGUACCUUAUUUCAUUAAAUUAGGGUUGAGAAUUGUAUACAUAUAUAUGACACUCACUGGAUACGAUUGCUUUGAAAAAUAAAAACGUGACUAAUGAAUGACUAAGUUUAGGUGCAUUUAACGAGUUAUAUAUCGAAUAUGCGGCGGCAAAAACAAUUCAAAAUGUGUUUUAUGAAAAUUUAUAAAAUUUUGAAUGCAGUGUCAAAAUGGUUACCUAUAAAUAAUUAAUUUUUAAUACAGUUGCUCAAAAAGUGCUACUUUACGUAGCUGUUUAGCGUGCGGAAAGUUGGUUAUCUCGAACUAGUGCUUUUUACUUUUCCAAUUUUUUUAAAUUUAUACUUGUUCCAAUUCACGACUACUUAUUGAUGAGUGUUAAUAUUAGUUUCCUUUAAACGUCGUAAUCAGCAUAAAAACCUACCGUUAAUGUAAGAAUACGAAAAAUAUUACAUAUUUCAUAUUUAAUUACUUACCUCUUCAUCAUUGUAACACGUUUAUUUUUUAAUAUUCAAUAUUGAAAAUUCCGUUCUUAAUAAGUUGACUGAAUGGAACGGAAUAGCUGCCAAACGCCCAUAGAUAUAAUAUACUUAAAGACGACGUCUAACCGAGCUGUCACUGUUACCACUUUUGUUUAGUGUACGAUUAACAAUGUUUUUCUUAUUUUUUCGCAACUGUAUUAAAAAAACGUCGUUCGAUACACGUGCGGAAAUGUCAUUCUUCACUCGUCCCGAGUCUUGCCACUCGCCUGCGGCUCGUGGCAAGAUAUCUCGGUACUCGUGAAGUAAUGACAUACCUUCCGCACUAGCAUCGAAAUGUACUAUUUCACUUCUAUAUACUUGAAAAAUCAAAUAAAUAAAAUAAACAAUAUAAAAACACAGAAAACUAGACGUGGCCUACGUACAAGAUACAUAUUUAUCGUGAUUAUUUUUGUGUCUUGUAACGAUCGAACAUUGAAAUAGUUAUUUACGAUUACGAUACAAGUGCGGAAAAGAGGAACUCGUGUUCAAAUAGUGUCGCCACUCGUUUCGAAUUACCUAUUCGCACGUGUAUCGUACAAAGUUUUACAGUACAUAAUAUAUGGCCCUUUAAACUUUUGACAUACGCACGAUAAGUGCUAUUUUACGCACUAUUGCGGGAAAAUAGGACCAUAUGUACUGUAAAAUAAUCUUUUGGUUUCACAUAGGGAAUGCAAAUCGGUUAUUUUUUGUAUGGAAAUAAUCGGUUAUUAACCGAAACCGCGGUUAUUUCCAUACAAAAAAUAACCGAUUUGCAUUCCCUAGUUUCACAAGUAAUAUUUCUUUAAAGCGUUUAUAAAAAUACCCUUCAAGAUUGUUUACUCUUUUUCUAAUGCUUAAAAGAGAACGACGAAUUCGAUUAUUAUUAAACGAGAUACAGCGAAUUUGGUUUGGUCGGGUUGUGAACCUCCACUAAUACAUAUACAUAAGGUUUAAUGGGUUUGUUAUGUGUACUGCAUAUAUAGAUGCAAGAUUACACACAUAAGGGGCGAUAAGUUUCACUAUAUUGCCACAAAUUGUGAAGAUAUUUUAGCUUUUAGAGUUUUGUCAAGUUUUGUGAAUGUGUAAAAAUUACUAACUAUUGCCAGACGCGUGUAAAACCGGUGUCCCGGUGCUGGAACGGAGAAUAAUAGGUUAUACUAAAUUUUUUAACCAUUUGUGUCUAAAACACACUCCUUUUAUUAAACCUAAUAGCAUAAGGGAUUAGACCGCCGAAAUCUGAAUCUCUAUCGCUCUACAAUCUACAUAAUAAUAAAUGAAAAGAUAAUACUAGCGACACAAUAAAUAAUAGUACUAACAGUGGCGGAUUUCCCAUAAGGCACAGUAGGCCCGGGCCUAGGGCGGCAAAAUAUUAGGGGCGGCAAAUUGUGACAAAAAAAUUCGCUGAUGAUAACAUAAAAUAACUCAAAAUUAGGCCAGGCAACGAAUUCUCAAAAAAAGGUACCUAUAGAGGGAAAUGCAUGAAACACAAUUUUAAUUUGACUUCGUACCUAACUUUAUUUGGACUAUCUAGGAGGUGAACAUAUCAAAAGUCCCCGGCCGUAGUCCUUGAGCCGGGGGAAGAAAAGGGUUUGAAGGUCGCAUUUUUCGGUUUUUCGCUUAUACAUAAUAUCUCGAAAACUAUGCGUUCUAACGACAUGCUUCAUUAUACAAAAUGAAAGCGGGUAAAAUUUGCUACAAGCUACAAGUUUUUUGAUAUCUUGAGGGCUCCGUUUUUAGGGUUCCGUACCUCAAAAGGAAAAAAACAGAACCAUUAUAGGAUCACUCGUGCGUCUGGCUGUCCGUCUGUCACAGCCUAUUUUCUCCGAAACUACUGGACCAAUUAAGUUGAAAUUUGGCACACAUAUGUAUGUUUGUGACCCAAAGAUGGACGUGUAACGUAAAUAAAUGAAUUUUAAAUAUGGAGGCCCUUUUUGGGGGGUAAAUGAGAAAAUUAAAAAUUAAAGUUUUUCAAACUAUAUCGUGUUACAUAUCAAAUCAAGGAGCUCAUUGUAAGAUUCUCAAAUAUAUAUAUUUUUUUUCAUAAUUUUAGGAUAAAUAGUUUAGCAGUUAUUCAAGAAAA